Chiloscyllium plagiosum (whitespotted bambooshark) is the source of this 2035-nucleotide messenger RNA. RefSeq lists its product as uncharacterized. Gene Ontology annotation, molecular function: RNA polymerase II cis-regulatory region sequence-specific DNA binding; DNA-binding transcription factor activity, RNA polymerase II-specific. The record is from RefSeq and is a predicted model, not a curated record. Lineage: Eukaryota; Metazoa; Chordata; Chondrichthyes; Orectolobiformes; Hemiscylliidae. Gene Ontology annotation, biological process: regulation of DNA-templated transcription.
AUGAAGGGAAGGGAUUUGUUGCAAAGUGCCCUCCCCUCCUCCAGCUCCCUCAGCACGGGGGCAGCGCGAGGCCCUUUGUCCGGAAUAGGCGCGGCUCCUAUUGGCUGGCUCCGGACAGCUCGGUAUUCGGACUGUCCAAUAGACAGCGCUGGAGGACCGGAAGCGCUCUGGUCCUCCAGCCAAUCAGAGCGUGUCUAUCGUGUGAAUGCGGAAGUUAUUGCUGCUGCUGCUGCUGCAAUAACAUUCCUCCAGGAGACACCAUCAGGGGGUUCUGUGUGUGUGGGCACUUCAGGCUCCAGUUCAUCAUCCAACCUGGAGGGACACAAGGACAACAGCACCGUGGAGAAGCCAUGGCAGUGUGGGGACUGUGGGAAACGGUACAGGUAUCCGUCUGAGCUGGAGAUUCAUCGGCGUGUCCACACCGGGGAGAGGCCACACAUCUGCAUAGACUGUGGGAAGGGAUUCGCUCAUUCGUCUGGCCUUUUGAGACACCGGCGAGUUCACACCGGGGAGAGGCCGUUCACCUGCUCAGACUGUGGGAAAGAAUUCAGUCACUUUUCCAGCCUUCAGAAGCACACGCAAACUCACACAGGAGUCUUGCCUUUAACCUGCACGGAGUGCGGGAAGGGAUUCAGUUCGUCAUACAACCUGCGGCUCCACCAGCGGGUUCACACCGGGGAGAGGCCAUUCUCCUGCUCUGACUGUGGGAAAGAAUUCAGUCACUCAUCCGGCCUGCAAAGACACAAGCUAAUUCACACAGGGGUCUUGCCGUUCACCUGUUCAGUGUGUGGGAAGGGAUGCAGUUCAUCAGAUAGCCUGCGGAUCCACCAGCACAUUCACACCGGGGAGAGGCCAUUCUCCUGCUCCGAGUGUGGAGAGAUAUUCAGCGAUCCAUCCAGCAUGCGGAGACACCGGCGGGUGCACACCCGGGAGAGGCCGUUCACCUGCUCUGAGUGCGGGAAGGGAUUCACUCAAUCCACUGGCCUCAGGAUACACCAGCAACUUCACACCGGGGAGAGACGGUUCACCUGCUCUGACUGUGGGAAGGGAUUUAAUCAGUUGGCCCACCUGUUGGUCCACCAGCGCAUUCACACCGGGGAGCGACCAUUCCCCUGCACCGUGUGUGGGAAAGCAUUCAGGGAUUCAUCCGCUGUGCUCAAACACCAGCGAAUUCACACCGGGGAGAAGCCAUUCACCUGCUUUGUGUGUGGGAGGGGAUUUAUCCAGUCAAGCAAACUGCGGAGACACCAGAGAGUUCAUCAGUGAAGACAGCAGUUGAAUCCUGCUGUUCUUGCUGCUGAGAAUCACGUCCAGGACUGGACCAGUGGGUGAAGUGGGAGUGUCAGGGGGCUUUAUAUUCCAGUGGGGCUGAUGCUCUCUCAGCCUGGGAGUGCACAUUUCCUCUGAAAUGAUCCACAGAAGCUGAUGAACAACGUUUACUUUCUCCUGGUUAGGAAACAGAGUUUGCCUCCCACUGCAGGUAGAUCUAAAGUCGACCCAGUGAGACCAUGACAUCGGGGAGCAGGAGUACACCAUUCAGCCCAUCCAGCCUGCCCCACCAUUUUGUUCCAUCGAGGCUGAUCGCAUCCCGGCUUCAACUCCACUUUCCUGCCUCCUCUCCAUAACCCUUCUACCCUAUAUUGAUUAAACAUCUAUCUCCUCUUUAAGUUUAUUCCAUGUCCUGUUGUCCACAGCACUCUGGGGGAAGGAAUUUCACAGAUUAAUACUGCUUUGAGGGAAGUAAUUUCUCCACAUCUCUGUUUGAAAUCUGCUAUCCCUCAUCCUAACACUAUGACCUCUUAUUCUAAAUUGCUGUAGGAAGUGAACUAUUUCUCCAAUGAUGAGAAAAUGAGUAAAGGUGAUGCGUAAGCUGAUGUUGUUCCAUUUGCCAGUAUUGGGCCCAUAUCUCUCUGAUCCAUGUCAAAAUGUCUGUUCAAUGUUGUAAUUACAGUCACCUCCACCACUUUGUCUGGCACUCGUUCCAUACACGCACCACCCUCUGCGAAAAGGCUGCCAGUCAGAUCACUUUUAAAUC